This is a messenger RNA of Rhizoctonia solani, 2073 nucleotides long. RefSeq names its product Transposase family tnp2. NCBI's taxonomy places the organism in Eukaryota, Fungi, Basidiomycota, Agaricomycetes, Cantharellales, Ceratobasidiaceae. The record is from RefSeq and is a predicted model, not a curated record. Bases 1 to 2073 code for a protein of 690 amino acids. The transcript has 8 exons.
AUGUCAGAGUUGAUGCAAACUUGGCGGUCUGGAGACGAUGAUCAUGGAAUUAAACCCCCAGUUUCCAACGAAGAUUGGAUGCGCAACCUCAAUCACAAUAAGGAGCUGGGGAAUAUCACGGAAGGAUGGGGUUGGCGAUCUACCAUGGCAGGGCUCCAGCGAGUUCAAGACCCCGACACUCGCAAUGUCAUUGACGAGAGCGGACCUGACCCACCUAUUCGAUUUGUUAGUCUUCCGUAUGGUAUAUCGUUCUCACUGAACACAGACUGGUUUCACGCGACCAAAGAAGGAAGCUAUUUGGUUGGGGCAUGUUACCUUGUAAUCAAUAAUUUACCUCGGCACAUGCGAUUCCUACGCAAGAACAUUUCAUUGUCGAUCGUAAUGCCCGGGCCUAAUGAGCCUAAUGAAUAUGCUCUUGACCAAAUGUUAGACCCGUUAAUCGAUGAUAUAUUGAGGCUCAAGCAAGGAGUACGUAUGUUGGUCAGACGAGGAGAUCCACCUGUAUAUGAAGAAGAAGUUGUAUAUGGCGAGCUCACUCAACAUAUUGCUGAUCUUAUUGCACGCAUAAAGAUGGGUGGAGGCGGAAUGAAUUGGAUUGUUAAGCAAAUUUUAGUCGGCCCUGGAAUGAUUGUCAGGCGAGAGUUUGGCGGGCCGGAGCCGCAAGACAUCUUCAAUGACUGUCUGGAUCACAUGUGGAUGCCUAAGAAUUUCCAGCAAUUACCCCCCAAGCUUGGGCAAACUCGCACCUCAACUAAAGCCGAUCAAUGGAAAUUGACCGCUCGGGUCAUUUUUAUACCAUUGUAUCUUGCAUUCAGGGAUGGCGAUACAAUUCAGCCCAUAUUGGUGCCUCAAGGGAAUCGGAACUCACCGGGUGCCAAACACCAAGCAUACCGGGCCAAACUAUUACACCAGCAGCGCCAGAAGUACUACGCCUCAAUUGGUCAAGCCAAUCGGUGCCCUCGUUUAGAGGAAUGUUUUCCUUCGCGGAAUCUUCAAUUUCAUUACCGCCAGGUUCUGCGCUUCUGUUUGGCAACAUCCAUCUUAGACAAACGCAACAUUACCCCAGCGAACAUUUUGUUUGCGACUGGACUCCUUGAAACUAUGUGUAAGGACUACAUCACUCAUAAUAUACCGUUGUCUCCAAACUUUCACUACAUGAUGCACCUUGAAGAGUUUCUCCUCAAAACUGGAUCCGUUUACAACACCCAUGUAUGGGCUAUGGAACGUGCCAAUGGCGUAUUAUCCCGUAUAAAUCAUAAUGGGAAAGGAGGCGGAGUUCUUGAAGGAACGCUUAUGCGUGGUUGGUGGAGACAUAUGACGUUACAAAACCUGAUCAAGAGCUUACAAGCAUUGCCCAAUUGCACGCCAGAUGAUACAAGUGUAUUAAACGAUCUCCUUACGGCACUCAGAGGAGGAAACGAGCACGCUCAACAAAGGGGGACUCUAAUGGCCUUCAUCGCACAGUGCCAAACUGAGUACACUCAACAACAUGGAAUUGAAAAACCGAUUAGACUAUCGUCACAGUCGCGACUCAUUAACUUGGAGAAAGCCGGCCUUUACGAGACAGUUUUUGAGUUCUGCACCGCAAAAUGGCCCAAUGCAGGAAUUUUUGGGCCAAACGUCAUUGGUGUGCACUAUCUGGCCCCUCACGGCAUGGUUAGGAACCACAGCUAUGUUGAAUUCAAUGGGAUUCGCUAUGGGUCACACGAGCAUACAAGUGGCAAAGGUUAUUGUUACGCCUAUAUUGAUAAUCGGCAGGCAGUACGGAUUGAACGCAUCUUGGCUAUUGAAAUACCUGGAACCCGUUUUCGCGGUAUAUGUGUAUUAGUGCGCUUAUUUCAAGCACCAGAAGUUGAACCAGACUUCCCUUGGGCAGCAUGGUCAGAGAACCUUGGGGUGAAUAGCUGGGUCUUUGGAGCUUUGGGAGAGACUAUAACAAUAGAUGUUGCUCAACUCUCUGGGACAUUUGCUUUAUUUAUUGUCCCAACAAGUGGUCUCAGAUACUGGGUAUCAGUUGAACUAGAUAGCAUUGGAUUAGGGUACAGAUUAGACAAUGAGGAUGAGGAUGUGUGA